Molecule: messenger RNA, 2016 nt
Organism: Antrostomus carolinensis (chuck-will's-widow)
Lineage: Eukaryota; Metazoa; Chordata; Aves; Caprimulgiformes; Caprimulgidae
Gene: GLE1
Product: GLE1 RNA export mediator
Exons: 15
Biological process (GO): poly(A)+ mRNA export from nucleus
Cellular component (GO): cytoplasm; nuclear pore cytoplasmic filaments; nuclear pore
Molecular function (GO): inositol hexakisphosphate binding; translation initiation factor binding; phospholipid binding
Source: RefSeq, a predicted model, not a curated record
GAUAUCUUGGAAGGAUGCAUGUCCCCUCUUGUGCUGUCCUCUUAUUCUGGCUGGGUCCUAGACAGAGUGAUUGGGCAAUCAGCCCCAGAAAUCACACCCUCCAGAAGUUCAUCACCUAAAGAAUCCAUUCCCCUCACAAACCUGUCAUCUACUCCAGAGAAGAUUGUGUCUGCUAGCCACCAUGGCUCUCCACCGCUUUCCUCUACAGAGCCAAGUGAAUCAAAGGGAAAUGAAGAUCAUAGUCAGCUGGAAAUGGAUCAAGAAGUCUUCCCAGCACUUCUGCCAUCUAAAGUUACAGAAGUUGAAGGUUGCAUUCAGAUGUAUGAAGAGAUGCACAGCUUGAAAGGAAAGGAGGGCCUAAGGCAGCGGCAGGAGCAGCAAGAGCAGAUGGUGAGGGCAGUGUAUGACCUGGCAAGUGAACAACUGAAGCGCUUUGAUGAACUGAAGGAGCUAAAGCAGCAUCAGGAAUUCCAAGAUUUGCAAGAAGUAAUGGAGAAGAGUUCAAAGGAGGCUCAGGGACAGCAAGAGAAGUUGAAGGAAGAGCACCGACACAGAGCAAAGGUAUUAAACCUAAAGCUGCGUGAGGCAGAGCAGCAGAGGCAGCGUCAGGAAGAGCUGGAGCGUUUGCGUAAGGAAGAGGGCCAGGAAAGAUUGCGUCGCCUUUAUUCCAUCCAGGAGGAAGUGCUACAGCUUAACCAGCAGAUUGAUCCCAAUUAUAGACACAAAGACUUGCCAAGAAUCGAUCUUUCUGCGUACAGUAAUCGUGGCAACCAGAUCUGUGGGCUGGUGUCAGGACUCAUCCGCACCACAAGUGAGAGAGGUUUCCCUACUCAAGUAGAUGUGGCCAAUACUGAACGAGCACUGCAGGAGAUGCGAGGACUGAUAGCCAGCAUGCAACAAGAAAUUGCUGCAGCUGUGGAAGAAAAAAGGAGGAGAGAUGAAGAGGAAGAGAAACAGAAGCAGAAACAGUUACUGGAAAAACAGCAGAUGAAGGCUCAGGCUCCUGCCCCUGCCCAGCAAUUGGGGGGAAAGCAGCAGAAAGAAGGACUUCAGGUUAAGGCAGAGGAGAGUACCAUGCAGUGGUACCAGCAGCUUCAAGAUACUGCUGAGCAGUGCGUUGCUUCUUUCAGUGGAAUCAGCAACUGCAAAGACAAUAUUGAGGUUAAGAAAAUAAAAACAGACUUGCAGAAAGCAGCUACGAUCCCUGUGAGCCAGAUCUCUCGAAUAGCAGGCUCUCAGCUGAGGGAGAUAUUUGACAAGAUCAAUAACCUGCUCUCUGGAAAGUCUGUUCAGAGUGGAGGGCGAACGGUAUCAGUGACGCAGCAUCCACAGGCUCUGGAUUUUGUUUAUUACAAGCUUGCGGAGAAAUUUGUGAAUCAAGGAGAAGAAGAAGUAGCUUCUCACCGUGAUGCAGCUUUCCCAAUUGCUGUGGUGGCCUCAGGAAUCUGGGAAAUACACCCUCGAGUUGGAGACCUCUUUUUAGCUCAUCUGCACAAAAAGUGCCCCUAUUCUGUGCCAUUUUACCCUGCAUUGAAAGAGGGGACUUCUAUGGAAGAGUAUCAAAGGAUGCUUGGAUAUCAAGUUAAGGAUUCCAAGAUAGAAGAGCAAGAUCACUUUCUUAAACGGAUGUCAGGAAUGAUUCGUCUUUAUGCUGCUAUUAUUCAGCUCCGGUGGCCUUAUGGAAACAAACAAGGGGCACAUCCUCAUGGGCUGAACUAUGGAUGGCGCUGGCUUGCUCAGAUGUUGAACAUGGAGCCUCUGGCAGAUGUGACAGCUACACUUCUUUUUGAUUUUCUGGAGGUGUGUGGCAAUGCUCUCAUGAAACAGUAUCAGGUUCAGUUCUGGAAAAUGAUGUUGCUUAUCCGAGAAGACUAUUUCCCAAGAAUUGAAGCAAUUACCAGCUCUGGACAGAUGGGCUCGUUAAUGCGUUUCAAGCAAUUCUUGGAGGAAUGUCUACAGCAGAAGGAAAUUCCAUUACCAAAGGGAGCUCUGCAGUCUUCCUUUUGGAGAUCGUAA